Leptidea sinapis is the source of this 3000-nucleotide messenger RNA. RefSeq names its product inhibitor of growth protein 1. The transcript is spliced from 5 exons. Lineage: Eukaryota; Metazoa; Arthropoda; Insecta; Lepidoptera; Pieridae. The record is from RefSeq and is a predicted model, not a curated record. Bases 120 to 1082 code for a protein of 320 amino acids. Gene Ontology annotation, biological process: positive regulation of DNA-templated transcription. Gene Ontology annotation, cellular component: nucleus.
UCUACUAUUUUCCUACCUUUAGGCGAUAGAAGCUGUAGUACUGUUGUUUUUCAAUAUAAAGAAUCAUUUAAUUUGUUGUGUUUGCUUAAGAUCAUGAAAACUGUGCAUAGAGUUUAACCAUGUUGAGUCAAUCUUCAACAGAAGGGUUGCUUUCAGCAACAUAUGUUGAGAAUUAUCUUGAUAUCGUCGAAAAUCUACCCAACGAUUUGCAACGACAUUUAUCGCGUAUGCGAGAGCUAGAUAUUACAUAUAGAGAAUGCCUUCGAGAUGCUGAAACUCAUUUAGGUGUUUGUGUUGGUACACACACUGAAGAGAGAAGAAGGGGUAGAGCUGCUUUAAGGUUACAGUCAGCAUUGGUUGCUGCACAGGAGAUCGGUGAUGAGAAACUUCAAGUUGUACAGCAUAUACAGGACUUGAUUGACAAUAAGCAGAGAGCUCUGGACGGAGAUCAUAAAAAACUAUUGUCAUACUUAGAGAUAAAGACAAAUGGCGCUGCAAAAGAAGAACCAACUCCAAACAUAGAAAUUAAGACCACUGAGAAGGAGACGACCACACAACAGAGUCAGCAACAGAGUGCACCAGCACCCCCACCAACAGAACGAACAGUUGAGAAAGAAAAAGAGAAACCGGAGAAAGAUAAAUCUGGAGAGAGAUGGUCUAAGCGAGCCCGUCGUUCAAGAACAACAGCGGGUACUGCAACUGACGGUGCAGACUCGAGUGAACGCGAUAGUGAGCGACCAACACACACCACACACAAGAAAGGUAUUGGUAAAAAGAAGAAGCGCAAAUCCAGACAGAUCGCCCGUUCGGAAACACCGCCAGAAGAGACAGAUGCUAUCGACCCCGACGAGCCGCGGUACUGCCUCUGUGACCAGAUAUCGUUCGGCGAAAUGAUUCUUUGCGACAACGACCUGUGCCCGAUCGAGUGGUUCCAUUUCUCGUGCGUGUCUCUAUCGAUCAAGCCGAAGGGCAAAUGGUUCUGCCCGAAGUGUCGCGGUGACAGGCCGAACGUGAUGAAACCCAAAGGACAAUUCCUGAAGGAGCUGGAAAGGUAUAAUCGCGAAAAAGAGGAGAAGGCGUAGAUCAUCUCUUGUUUCGUCUAAAGGUUGUGAUUUCCGAUGGUUGCCGACGAAUGGAAGUCAAUGUUUUGUUGUACGUCUAACUGAAAAAAAUUUUUUUGACGGUUGUACAUUGAUAAUACACUUUAAAAUGGAUUUUUAUUCAAAAUUAAAUUCGUUAAAAUCGUCGUAUCUAAUUUACAAUUGUGAUUUAUUUUCCGAUUUUUUAAUAAAUUAUAAAUACGUAAUUGUAAAUGAAAUAAAUGUCGUUUAAGCUUUAUAGAACGUAAUAUUACAUGUACUUAUAUUAUUUAUGCGCCUAGAUAGAGCCUCUUGAUGUCAGACAGCGCAUGACAACUGGCCAAGUUCAUAAUGACAGCUACGUCUUACACUCGCGAUACGACAGUCGCAUGGCUAACAGUUCGCCGCUAUUUUUUACGUAGAUUUCGCAGCUUUUGAAUCUAUCUAGGCGUACAAAUUAUCUAACUCGUGCAUAUGUCGUUAAGUUUUUUUGUCAUCACAGAUUUUGACAAUUCGAAUAAAGAAUUCCAAUUUUUAUCUAAACAUGCAUACAGAUGAUCCAUUCCAUAGCAGACCUUACUCAUAAUAAUGUAAAAUAAAUACUUAUGACAUAUUCAUCUUUGGGUGAUGAAAUAUUAUUUUCCAUUAGUUGGUCAAUAUAUUGAGAUGUAAAUAAUGAGGGUACAUUAAUAUAAGAAUCUCUUCAUAAAAUGCCGUCAGUAGUAUAUAAGUCAGACGAAUUUCAUGAUUUUUGACAAAACCCACCCCCCUUAGAUGCUGCUGGUCACUUAUGUAAGACCCCGUCCCCCUACCUAUUGUGAUGUCACAUAUUUUUCAAUUAUUUCUAUGUGCGUCUAAGUUCAGUUUUUUUGCAAUUCAUUCAUUUUAAGUGACUACUUUUCACACAUUUUUCAUCUUCGUAGCUAGGAAACUGCUGGGAAAAUGAGACUUAACAUCUUAUGUCUCAAGGUGACGAGCGCAUAUGUAGUGCCGCUCAGAUUUUUGGGUUUUUUCAAUAAUCCUAAGCGGCACUGCAAUGUCACUCACGAUAGGCAGGACGUAUCAAUUACCAUCAGCUGCACUGUAUACCUCAUAAAAGUGUUUCAUAAGUUUAAAAUAGUAAAUAGCAGAACUAAGAAAAUUAAAUUGUUUCAAAAUUUGCCAAAUAAAACGUUAGUCGUGCCGACAGAGCUGCUACUAGGUAUUCUAAUGUUAUUAUUAAUUAUGUAUGCAAUUUAAAUUUAAUGUUGCAAUACUUAGAUCUUUUUUAUAACAAUAAGAGACGAGCAGGACGUUCAGCUGAUGGUAAUUGAUACGCCCUGCGUAUUUCAAUGGCGUACCGCCCAGGAUUCUUGAAAAAUCCAAUAAUUCUGAGCGGCACUCCAAUAUCGCUCGUCACAUUGAGAUAUAAGUUGUUAAAAUAUUAAAAUAAAAAAAUACUUAGAUAUUAAAAUAUUAUUUAUUCCAAUAGUUGUGUAGUUGUGAGCCUUCUCGAGUGUAAAUUCCGCCAAGAUUCGUCUUUAACCAAUUCGACACGUGCGUCGCCUCUACACGAGGCAUCCUCAGGAGAUGUUGACUCGCGAAACUUAUAUAUAUUUUCAAAAAAUGUGAUGUCACAAGACUUAGGAUUCCCCCCCCCCCCUUAUUGUUGAUUCCCUCCCCGUAAACCUGUUACGUAAUUUAUGGGUGAGCACUUACAGAGAAAUCCAAUUCAAGUGCUCAUGAAAUGAUGGUUUCUGUAAAUAUUGUGUGUACGCUCAACUCGAAGUACAGCGGUCAACGCAUUUAUAAUAAGUUAGUUAUAAAUAUUAUAAUAUUAUCAUUAAUGACUAUGAUUGCACAGAAUAAUUUGUCAAUCUUACAAUUAUUACAAUAAUAUAUUAAGACAUAAAGUAAAUAAUUAAAAAUAAAAAUUUAAUAA